This is a messenger RNA of Penicillium oxalicum, 2628 nucleotides long. Its product is annotated as fungal specific transcription factor domain-containing protein. Bases 1 to 2628 code for a protein of 875 amino acids. Gene Ontology annotation, biological process: DNA-templated transcription. Gene Ontology annotation, molecular function: DNA binding; zinc ion binding. The transcript is spliced from 4 exons. NCBI's taxonomy places the organism in Eukaryota, Fungi, Ascomycota, Eurotiomycetes, Eurotiales, Aspergillaceae. The record is from RefSeq and is a predicted model, not a curated record.
AUGAGCGGCAAACGACCAGCGAAACUAUCCUCAAAAUUAUCGGGGGAGAGUCCGGCUGGGCAGAAUGAGCCUGUGGACGCAUCGCGGGUCUCUGAGCCGCAUAGUGCGCCGGCCACGCCGCAACAGCCCUCCAGCCAAGAUGCCUCCACGACCAUCGCCACGCGCACCACCUGGGGAGCAUCCGGUGCAACGAGAGCGAGCAAGUCGACGCCUGCUCUCUCAGCCACGCAAAAGAGACCCAGUGCCGCCCUCAAUGCCAAAGUGGCCAUUCCUCGCCAACCGCCGAAUAGUGCUGCACCGCGCUACAACCGCCGGGUCCCCCGAGCGUAUUAUGAAAACUUUGUCAAUGCUCUUCGCACUACGACCGAGCCGCGUACGGCAGAAUGGAUCAAAAGCUUGCUGGACAAGUUUGGACUCAAAGGGGAUCACCACUUUGAAAAUACGCAAUCAUGUCUUUCGACUCCGCAAAACGAACUCGAUGCCGACGACCGAUCUCCACUCUCCUCGAUUGGCUCCUUGGAGGCAAUCGAUCGAGUCGAGGAGGAUCUGAAUCGUACAGAACACACGCGUGCCACGGGAUUCAUGGGCAAGAGCUCUGAAAUCUCCUGGAUGCAGCGAGUCCAGCGUGAAGCCGAGCAACGAGCACGCGGCUACGCCGGCAUCGUCGAACCUCACCCGGACAAGAACGAAGAGACCCGAGACCGAUUCGCCUUACAUGCACUGAACUAUCAUCUCGACGAUCUGGACAUCUCCGUCCCCGAGCCGGUGGAGCGAUACGACGUGCCCCCGCGACAUCUGGCUGAUCGCCUCUUUGACGAUUAUCUAGAUACGGUACACCCCUUUUUCCCCAUCAUCAGCAAACCCCUUUUUCGUGCUCAAUAUCAGACUUUCUUUGACAGUUUCAGGCGCCCCAACGCUCCUCGGCCGGGAGACAAGUGGCUGGCCAUUCUGAAUACCAUCUUUGCGAUUGCAGCCAAGCAUGCCCAUCUGGUGGACGCACCCUGGCGAGGGGAUGUGGAUGAUCAUCUGGUCUAUAUGACCCGAGCACGACUACUGAGCCUCAACGCUGAGGUCUUGUUCAGCCAUCCGGACCUGCAGCAGGUCCAGGUGGAGAGUUUGAUUGCCUUUUACCUGUUGGCUUCGGAUCAGAUCAAUCGAGCAUGGCGAAUUUCUGCCCUGGCGGUCCGAUCGGCCAUCACGCUCGGCAUCAACCUCAAAAACAACAGCUCCGUCACCCCCAACAUCUCUAAAGAGGCUCGAUAUCGUGUCUGGUGGUGUCUCUUUAGCUUUGAACACAUGCUCGGCAUCAUGACCGGACGAGCGAUCUAUACCCUCGAUGGUGGAUACGCCACACCCUUACCGCUACCCUUUGAGGAAGAGCAACUGCAGGAUGACCCCACAGCCAUUGAACUGCUCAACAGUCCAGUGCUCCGGGACGAGCUGAUCAACCAGGUCAUGGCCAGUGCCGUGAUUCGGCAGGCCAGCGGUCGGGAGGAGGUCCAGAAGAAUCGACCGCGAGAUUCGACGUGGCUCCGAAAGUUGCCCUCCAACUUUGGCCUGUGCUACCUGUUUCACUGUGACCUGACCAUCAUCACCCAGGAAAUCGUGAACAAGGUCUACUCGACCAACUGCGUCAAUCUGUCCUGGUCCGAGAUCGAAGCGCGACUGGACGACCUUCGCGCUCGCAUCGACGCCUGGCAGGCCAGUCUGCCCGUGGGGCUCGACUUUACGAGUGACGAGGGCGAUGAUCCCCCAGAUCAACUGCGCUGCAAGCUGAUGCUGGCCUUUCACUACUACAGUGCUCGGAUCACCCUCGGUCGUCCGUGUCUCUGUCGCCGCGAUGCCCGCCAGCAGAAUUCCCAGCAAACCUUCAGCCACAUGAUGGCCCUCAUCACCCUCGACUCUGCCUCGCGAUUACUGGGGCUGCUCCCCGACCAGCCCGACGUUCUCCAACUCUUCCGGAUCUGCCCCUGGUGGGCUGUCCUCCGAUAUCUCAUGCAGGCGACCACGGUCAUCUUGCUCGAAUUAUCCUUUGGCAGCGUCCACGUUCCCGAGGACGAAGAUCGACUUGUGCAGCUCGCCAAAAAGUCCAUCCGCUGGUUUCACGCCAUGUCGGACCGCAGUAUCGGCUCCCGUCGAGCCUGGGGAUUGUGCGACUCGACAUUUCGCAAGUUGGCGAGCGGCAUGAAAUACACGACCGAUGAUCUGCCUACUCAUCCUCGUCCGCAGGACCGAUUUGCCGCUGAUCCGGUUGUAUCUCACGUUUCUUCUUCGUCUUUUCACCCACCACAACCACAUCCCCAACAUCAUCAUCACCAACACCAGCACCAUCAUCAUCAUGAUCCACAGCAGCAGCAUCACGCCGGCCCGCCUCUCAACCCCAAUGACUACUUUACUCUACGCCCGGAGGACAUGAACCCGUUUUCGCACCGACCAACCACCGCUCAAGCCGACGGAGACGUUUGGACAAAUUAUUUCAAUCUUCCCACGCCCGAUGUGGUCUGGCCGCCUGCAGCAGGGGCGGGUGAAAUCACCGAGGACUCAUAUUUCCCAUACGAUCCACUCAGUGAGGAGUUUAUCCGAUCCUUUUUCCCGUCGUCUGAUGAAGACAAUCGUGCACCACGCUAA